UCACUGGAUGAAGAUUGGAUCAGCUGGAAAUCAUUCCAUGGGAAGCAGUACCAAGAGAGGGUGGAGGGUUGGAAAAAAAUGAUUUGGGAGAAGAAUAUGAGAUACAUUGAACAACAUAACCUGGAGCAUUCAAUGGGGAAGCAUUCAUUUACUGUGGGAAUGAACCAGUUUGGCGAUCUGACUCUGGAGGAAUUCAGGCGACUUCUGCUGAAUACGAGCAGGAUAAAGGAAGUUGAGAACUCAACUUGCAAAGUAUUCACAGCACAGGCGAAUGCUCAAUUGCCUCUGAGUGUUGAUUGGCGGCCUAAGGGCUACGUUACUGCAGUGAAGGAUCAGGGCCAAUGUGGUUCCUGCUGGGCAUUCAGCACCACGGGAGUACUGGAGGGACAGGUAUUUAGGAAAACUGGAAAGCUCGUUUCCCUGAGCGAACAGUACCUGAUGGACUGUAGCAGAGCUGUAGGAAAUGCAGGCUGUAAUGGUGGAUCAGUCAUGGCCAGCUUCUCGUUCAUAAAAGAAAAAGGUAUUGCUUCCGAGCAGUCCUAUCCGUACACUGCAAAGAAUGGUGAUUGUAAAUCCAAACAGAGCAACAUUGUUGCCACUUGCAAAGGUGUCAAGCAGAUCCCAAAGGACUCUGAAGCGGAUUUAGCUGCAGCAGUGGCCACAGUUGGACCGAUCUCUGCUGGCAUCGACGCAGAGCACAGAUCCUUCAUGUUGUACAAAUCAGGAAUUUUUUAUGAACCUCGCUGUAGUACUGUGAACCUUGAUCAUGGAAUUUUGGUGGUCGGAUAUGGAAUGGAAAAUCAGAAACCAUACUGGAUCGUAAAGAACAGUUGGGGACCAAGUUGGGGCAAUGAAGGUUAUGUCCACAUGGCGAAGGACAUGGAUAACAACUGUGGAAUUGCUUCAAAUGCGGUUUACCCUGAGGUGUGA
This is a messenger RNA of Pristis pectinata (smalltooth sawfish), 930 nucleotides long. Its product is annotated as procathepsin L-like. The record is from RefSeq and is a predicted model, not a curated record. The transcript has 8 exons. Gene Ontology annotation, cellular component: lysosome. Gene Ontology annotation, molecular function: cysteine-type endopeptidase activity. Bases 79 to 930 code for a protein of 283 amino acids. NCBI's taxonomy places the organism in Eukaryota, Metazoa, Chordata, Chondrichthyes, Rhinopristiformes, Pristidae. Gene Ontology annotation, biological process: immune response.